This is a messenger RNA of Boleophthalmus pectinirostris (great blue-spotted mudskipper), 1846 nucleotides long. Its product is annotated as proteoglycan 4-like. The record is from RefSeq and is a predicted model, not a curated record. The transcript is spliced from 5 exons. The coding region runs from base 627 to 1775 and encodes 382 amino acids. NCBI's taxonomy places the organism in Eukaryota, Metazoa, Chordata, Actinopteri, Gobiiformes, Gobiidae.
UUAAUCUGCAUUUUCUUUACGGGCUCCACGCUUCGUCUCUCCGUCCCACAGCUCGCGUCCUUCGGGUCACUCCCCCCGCGCCCAUCCUUCAUGAAGCCAGGCUGUUUGCCGCGGCUCAAACGUGGAGGGAAGCACACGGAGAGGGACGCCAGCUGCAGCGCGGGGCUCAUUGUUUCAAAGUGAAUUUUCUACAGCUCCUUGCAUCGUCGUCGUACAUUUGUCUCCGCUUCGGACCAAAAAGAAACAUCUUGACGUGGGUAUUUAGAAGGAAAUCCAAAGAAGUCAGAUCUGUGGUCAGUGACUUGUUGGAUCUAUUAGAAAAGAGACCCCACAUUGGCAUUCACGACAGGGAAUGAAACCGGAUGGGGUUACCAUGGAGACCACGGACCCCACCGAAGCUGCGUCCGUAGCUGAGCCUACCAAUCCACAAGACAACUCCACUGAGCAGAGUCAAGCACCGCCACAGGAAGCCACAGGUGAUGCAGCCCCCAACACUGCUCCCACUGUCAAUGGAAAGACAGCUGCAGCUAAACCCAAACCUACAGUAACGAAAAAAACUGCUCCAACAUCCAAGACUGACUCCACAUCUGGGUCAAGGCUGACUAUGACCUCUCGGCGCCCAGGGAAUGAUGUCAAAUCUACAAACGCCCCAAGGAGUGCCCCUGUCAAAAAGUACCCUGCACCUUCUGCGAGACCACCAGGGGCAGCAGCAGUGCCGAAAAAAACAGGAAGUGCAUCAACAGCGAAAGCUCCCAUCAAGGUGCCAGACAAAACCCCUUCUGGACCUGCCUCUGCUGCCACAGCGAUGUCUAAUGGUACCAAACCAGCAUACAGCACUCAGACGAAAACACUGGCUACAACUAAACCCAAAACUGCAGGUCCUGCCCCUCGACCAAUGGGAUCCACCACCACCAAAACAGGAACUUCCCACAUCAACAAAACCUGAUGCUUCUGCUCCCAUGAAGACAGCCAGACCUGCCACAGUGCCCUUGACGACCCGUACAGCAGUCAAGCCCUCCACUGCUGCUGUCAAAACAAAGCCCCCCUCCACUGUGAGAACUGCUGCAUCCAGAGCUGCCACAGCGCCCCCUUCUGGCAGACCCACAGCAGCACCACCCAACAAAGCUGCUGGACCUGCAAAGAAAGAUGUCAGUCGACCGGCGCCUGCUGCUGUGGCCAAAAAAGCACCACUGGCUGCUGCAAAAAAAGUUGAAGUCUCCAAAUCCGCUACAAAUGUGAAGCCUAGCAUGACUUCAACAACCACAAAGGCUGAUCCAAAACUACCACCAAAGCCUCAGCAAACCAUGAAGCCCAACGCAACAAAGAAACUGCCUGUUGCUGCUGCACGCUUCCCAGCAGUGAGCAGAGUCGGCCAGACCCCACCUGGUUCUCCGGUCGUCAAAUCUCAAUCAGCCCCCAACACCCCUCGAUCCAAACUCGCACACAAACCUACUCAGGCAGUCUCUCCAUUCACUGCCAGCAAGAAGACAGAGCGAAUGGGAGCAGCCAAAGCAGCUGCAGCAGCUUCAGAUAAGCCCCCAGUACCGGGAGUGGCAAGAGCAGCAGGAGCGACAGCAGUAGCAGCGGCAGUAGCAGCAACACAAAUGGAACCUGUUACAAUUUUACCACAGGAGCCAUCCUCUGAAGCUGCCGGGGCAGUGGAGGAAUCUGAUGUGAUCUCUGCACAGUGUACUGCGUUAGAGAGAGAAACUGAAAAUGACACAGCUUCUGCUCAUGAAGAAAGUCCUUUGAGAACAAACUCCUCCUCAAAUUGAGCAACAACAACCCCAUGUUCCUUCUCCAUCUACACACAAGCCUGUCCCAGCUGCAUCCCUUGUCUCUCCAG